AUGAUUUGCAUUACCUUCAAUACCUAUGAUAGAAAAAAUGAUGGAAUUGGGAGCAGAAAUCCAACUUUUAAAUUUUUCCAAAGUAUUCAGGUCGUACUCAAAAAGAGAAGAUUUAUUAAAAUUUUUAAUAUCCAAAGGGAUCGACAUUGAUGAAAAAGACAGCUCAGGCCACUCAGCUCUAUCUCAUGCUAUCAAAGAUAA
Molecule: messenger RNA, 201 nt
Organism: Blepharisma stoltei
Lineage: Eukaryota; Ciliophora; Heterotrichea; Heterotrichida; Blepharismidae
Source: the annotation of a GenBank genome assembly